UUAAAAUUUCCGUCAUUCAAAACGAUUCACUUCGACAUGUUCGCACUAUACGGAUCCUCUGGAUAAAUGUUUUAUAGGUCCAGGACCAAUUCAAAUAAUGCUCCGAGGUGUAAUCGCCUUGAUUCAAAAUUUAGUUGAGGUGACCAACGUUGAAGCCGGCGUAGCUCAAAGCAAACGGCAAAGAUCACCGAACACAGUUGUCAAAUACCAAAAUUGUCCGGACCACAUUGUCAAAAUGGAUUUGGAGCUGGGAGGAAACAAAGAGGAAAAGGAGAAGAUCAAGAAAGAGUCUAUGGGUAUGCUUCAGCUACCGAAAAAGCUCACGAACGCUGAAGGUGAUACCGGAGAACGGUCGAGGAAACGUAGCUUCCACAACAAGGAGAAACCAGAAGAAGAGGAAGACAUCCUGGUAAAUCACGAUAAAAACUACGACGAAGCCCUGAACGAAAUAACUAAAAAGACUGCCAAGUUACCGAAGCAGAUGGUGCAGAACAAACCUCUGAUAGACAUAGGCAAGGAUCAGUUACAGUUGCUGUUCGAACAAGUGGACAAAAUGAAAGUAGGCUUGCACAGAUUGCAGGAGAUAGCCCAUAAGUUCAACCAAGGGGACACUUUCAAGGAGAACGUUGACUUGUUGAUGAAGCAUCUGAAGCCGGAUAUGGAGAAGAAAGAUGUGGAGCCCACCAAAAAACCAUAAGUUCUGGAAUCGUGUCUAAAUUGUUCGUGUUUUUGUAAUGUUAUUUGUUAGGAGGAAGUAGUGGAAAUAAACAAUAUUUGGCUACAA
Molecule: messenger RNA, 784 nt
Organism: Aethina tumida (small hive beetle)
Lineage: Eukaryota; Metazoa; Arthropoda; Insecta; Coleoptera; Nitidulidae
Exons: 3
Coding region: 98-697 (199 amino acids)
Source: RefSeq, a predicted model, not a curated record